Molecule: messenger RNA, 8653 nt
Organism: Sarcophilus harrisii (Tasmanian devil)
Lineage: Eukaryota; Metazoa; Chordata; Mammalia; Dasyuromorphia; Dasyuridae
Gene: SPEF2
Product: sperm flagellar 2
Exons: 36
Coding region: 215-6757 (2180 amino acids)
Biological process (GO): sperm axoneme assembly
Cellular component (GO): sperm midpiece; manchette
Molecular function (GO): calcium ion binding; protein dimerization activity
Source: RefSeq, a predicted model, not a curated record
AGCUGCCUAGCCCCAGAGCCAGGACUAAGCCCUCUCUUCCCUAGAGGCUGCUUAGUACUUGACUCCUCCUCCAUCCUUAGCUACGUGAAGUCCGAGCCAGGAGACACGCCCUUCCCUACCGGUUGCCUCUAACAACGAGAGGACGCGUCCCGCUCAGCCAAACGGAUCUCUCCCGCCUGCAGGUGCUUACUAUACAAGGCGAGAGGGUGAAGCCAUGUCGGACAUUGUAUGCAGGUGGUUAAACCAGGAGGUGAAGCUGUCCCGGACCGUGAGUCCAAAGGCACUUGAAAAAGAUUUUUCUAAUGGCUUCUUACUUGGAGAACUUCUGCACAAAUAUGAACUUCAGGAUGACUUUUCUCAAUUUUUAGAAGGCAGGGUUUCCAAUGUCAAGCUUAAUAACUUUUCUCGCUUAGAACCAACAUUCCAACUCCUGGGAGUUCAAUUCGAUCAAAAUGUGGCCCAAAAUAUUAUGACAGAAAAGCAUGGCUCUGUAACCAAACUUCUUUACCAAUUAUACAUCGCACUCCAAAAAAAGAAAAAAAGUGGACUGACUGGAGUUGCAAUGCAAACAAUGAGACCUUUAGCACCUGCAAAACUACAAAGUAUGAAGAGUGAAAUUUAUAGAGAGAGACUUAAGAACCUGGUGCCUCGACAAACUGAUUUGAAUCUAAAACGGGUUUCAGAAAAGUUUCAAGCAAAGUUUAAACAGAUGGAAGAAAAAAUUAAUCGUGUACAUUUUGAAAAUGCCCAAAAAAUUCUUACGUUAAAGGAAGAACAAAGAAUACAAGAUCUUGAAAAGCACCGCUUAGGCAGAAGACGGCAACAUGAAAUGAUGGCUAGAAUUCAAGCAGCCAUUUUACAGAUUCCCAAAGUCUUGCCAAAUCGUACUUUGAAAACUAUUGAAAGAAAUAAACUGAUGUUGAAGAAAAAAGAGGAAGAGGAUGUGCUUAAUGAAAUUAAGAAGUUUGAAGUGUUAAUAAAAAAGGAGAUUGAAGCCAAAGACAGUGGAUUAAAAGUUCCUAGUGAAUCCCAGACAGCUGCUGAUUUGUUAAGCACUUAUUCAGAUGAAGAGUACAUGAAGAAAAUUCAAAAACGCCUAGAAGAAGAUACCUUAGCUCGGGAACAAAGAGAGAAAAGAAGAAGGAAAUUGUUAAUGGAUCAGCUAAUAGCUCAUGAAGCACAAGAGGAGGCUUACAGAGAAGAACAACUCAUUAACCGUCUAAUGAGACAAUCUCAGCAAGAGCGUCGGAUUGCUGUGCAGCUCAUGCAUGUUCGACAUGAAAAGGAAGUUUUAUGGCAAAACAAAAUUUUCAGAGAAAAACAAUAUGAAGAAAGAAGACUGAAAGAUUUUCAAGAUGCUCUUGAUCGAGAAGCAGCCCUUGCAAAACAAGCCAAGCUUGAAUAUGAAGAACAAGCCCAAAAAGAAAUAGAAAUUCAUGAAAGAAUAGCAGCAGAAAGAGCUCAAGCUCGUUAUAAGAAGCAUUAUUCAAUGUGCACAGAAAUCUUGGAUGAUAUCAUUGAUCUCUCAACUAAAGUAGCAGAAUAUCGCAACUUAACGCAUAACCUUAUCCCAAUUAAAAUUAUGCGUGAUUGGAAGGAGCUGUUUUUUAGUGGAAAACCAAUUUAUGAGCAAGCCUCCAUUGACCCCAUGCCUACUCGCUUCACUCCAGAACAACUAGUAGAACUAUCCAAGAGGACUUUACUAGAUGACAAUGAUUAUGAGGAGUACAAGACGUUGACUGGAGAAUGGGCCAUCCCAGAAGAAAUGGCUGAUGCUGUCCCACCUUCCAAUAACAAUAUAUUGGGUCAUGUGCUUCGGGCAAUUAAUGAAAAAGUUAACCCUCCAAAACCAAUAACUUAUGAGUCUCAGAUCCCUUCCUUUUCAACUAAAGGAUGUAUGUUGGGAAAGACAUGUAGUGGGAAAACCAGCUGUCUGAAGAUUUUAGAAGAAGCUUUCCAUAUCGAGAUACUUUCUAUUGAUACUCUGGUUCAAGAAGCUAUUCAAGCUUAUCUUUUAAAUGAAACAACAAUUGAAAAUCCGGAGGAAAUUAAAGAAGAAGAAAAAGUUGAAAAAGAAACUGUGGUAAAUGAAAUUUCUAGUGAACCACAAGAGUCAACUUCUGAAACAACAGUACAGCCCAAAAGGGAUUCUGAGAUAGAAGAUGAGGAUCUUCUUAAAACACCGUCAAUUGUGGAAAUGAAACAAACCAAUGUGACAAGACUUAGUAACCGUGCUCAGCUUGGCGAAAAAUGUGAAAAACUGCUGAAGAAAGGAAAAAGUAUCCCUGAUGUACUACUAAUUCAAAUCAUGGUGGAGGCCAUUAAUCAAGUACCUGUAGAAAAAGGAUGGAUCUUGGAUGGUUUUCCAAUGACAGUAAAUCAAGCAAAACUUCUUGAGGAAGCCCUUACAGGGUGCAACCCAGAUCAGCAAGAACAAGAGGGAAAGAAUUACAAAUCUACAUUGGCAUCUGAUCCAACAGCUCCCAAAGAUCCCUCUUCUCCCCCACCUGCACUUGACUUUGCUAUGUUGCUGGAUAUAACUGAUACAAUGGUGCUGAAACGUGUGGUGGGAGAGAAAAGAAGUUCCCUUGAAACAUCCCAUGGAUUGGGCAUGAGAAGUCCAGAAUCAUAUCUUGAAGAUCAAGAAAAGACUGAGCUAUUGAGGGAUCAGAUACAGCACAGAAUUUUAGGUUUCUUGGACAACUGGCCAGAAUUGGAGAAAUGGUUUUCAGAAAAACAAGACAUUUUAAUCAAAAUCAAUGCAGAAGUGGAUAAAAGGGCCUUAGCCACAAAAGUACAAGAGUAUUUUAUUGCUGAACUGAGGGAAAAAGAAGCUAAAGCUAAAAAGAAAUUAGAAGAAGAAGAAGCUGAGAGGAAAAAGAAAGAAGAAGCCCUUUUGUCUGAACCUCCACCUCCACCUGCCCCGGAACCAGAGAAAGGAAUGGAGACUGAAAAGGAGACAAAAGGGAAAGGUGGAAAAGGGAAAAUUUCAGAAACGGGUAAAAGAGAGUCUCCUCCUAAAGAAGGAAAAGGAAAGAAAGGUGAAACUUCUCCCAAAGAAAAAGAAGCUGGUAAAAGAGAGUCUCCUCCUAAAGAAGGAAAAGGAAAGAAAGAUGAUACUUCUCCCAAAGGCAAAGUUUCACCUAAAGGAAAAGGAGCAGAUAAGAAAGGUCUGGGAAAGAAAUCACCUGUUGAAGAAAUAAGCCCACCUCCUCCACCUCCAGGACUACCACCAGUCAAACCAGGAUCAGAAGAAUGGGUCUAUGUGGAUGAGCCACUUCCUCCGGAAAUACCUCGAUAUUUAGUGCCUUUUUGGGAAACAAUAGAAAAUUCAUACAUAAACACAAUUAAAGCAAUACUGAGACAGAUAAGAGAUGAGAGACACAACGUGCUUUAUUAUCUACAUGACACCAGACUAAAUUAUCAGGAAUUCCUACAACGGCCGGACCACAAGCAAGAAUUUGUAUCUCAGUGGCAGGAUGAUUUUAAUAAUCUUCCUGAAGAUUUGUGGGAUGAUGAAGAAACAAAAGCUGAACUACACCAAAGAGUCAAUGAUUUAAGAGAUCGCUUGUGGGAUAUAUGUGAUACUCGAAAAGAAGAGGCAGAACAAGAACGAGCUGCUAUCAUUGAUGAAUCCUGGUUACAAGAUCAUCUUGGAAUACUCAUGAAUCAUUUCUUUUCUUUGAUGCAGGUGGAAGUUUCACGUUUCCAAGACACAAAGAGACUUCUUCAAGAUUACUAUAGGGGGAUGGAAGGCAAAAUUCCCAUUGAACUUGCUAAAAGUGGAGGCACUCGAGUCCCCCUGAUAAAUCUCGAAGAGGAAGAGGUGCCUGAAAUCUAUGCCAAAAUCCCUGUAGUUCCCAGAAAAUUUCCCUCUCUUGAAGGACUAAUGAGCAAGACCAAAAGUAGAGGAUCUCUGAAAAGAGGCACGGCUGAUUACUGCAUAGAAGUUGUUGAACUCAAAUUUGAAGUAGAUGAAAAGACUGUCAUGAAUGUGUGGCAGAAUGCAAAUACAGCAAUAAGCAACAUGGUAACUAAUGAAAUAAAUUUGAAGAAAGAUGAUGAAAGUGAAAGCAAGCUAGAAGAACCUAAAGAAAAAUCUCCUCAACAAGGAAAAGGUGUCAAAACUGUGAAGAAAAAGGAAGAGAAGAAGAAGAAAGCUCCAUCACCGGAAAUCCCUCCCGUGGUUCUUACACCAGAGGAACAAGAGGUGUUAGAAAAGCAGAAAGAAUUGAAAAUGAAAAUAAGGGAUGAACAUCUUACAGCCCUUCAUUGUGAAGCACAAGCAACACAGUUCCGACUUGAGCUAAUCAAGAACAAGACCCUAUCUUAUAUGGAAGAACUUCUAAAAAGAGCAAUAGAUGUUUACAAACUGAUGGACAAGUGGCUUGGAGCCCGAUACUUGGCAGAAAUGGCAAGUGUGGAAAAGUUAACUGAAGUGGCUCACUACCACAUUGAAACUUCAACUAAGAUUCAGUAUGAACUUAUUUUAACUGGUGAAGACUUCUUCAUCAAUGGCGAUGUGAAAGUCUUUCCAGAUCCUCUUCCUCCCAUCCGGCCUCCACCUGUGGAGAAAGAAGUAAAUACUUGUCUCACUAUCAAACAGCUCAACACCCUUCGAAAUGAAUUCAUGGAAAUGGCACCGAAAGCCAAAAUACCAUGGAAGUACUUUAAAAAAGGAAGCUCUUCAGUUGAUACCAGAAGAUAUGCUGAAGAAAAGAAAAGGCUGAGAAAUCUUGACUAUUAUCUACCUAAGAGAACCAACCAAUUUCUGAAAAUUUGGCUUAAAAAAUAUCCCUGGCUGGUAUAUGAUGACAGAUCAGACCUAAUGUUCUGUGGCUUAUGUCGCAAACAUGGGGUGAGCUCAGGAGGAAACCAAGUUAGUUUUUUUUAUGGCACUAACAACUUUAGGACUGAAUUUCUCCAAGCACAUGACAAUAGUGAAGCUCACGCCAAGGCUGCUCUAGCAGAAGCAAUGGGUGUUUCCACCUUGACUGAUGCCGCCAAAGAGCAGAUGAUAAAAAAUAGAAACAAAGUAAUCCUGGGAAGAAUAGAAAACCUUUUUAGGUCAUGUCAUGCUAUUGCCAAGACUGGGCGUCCCCUCAAAGACUUUGUCUGGAUGUGCAAACUGGACGAUAUGAAGGGUGUCGAUAUUGGCCCAAUAUUCAGAAGUAACAAGUCAGCCAGAACGUUCAUAUACUUCAUUGCUGAAGUAGAACGCAAGUCACUGAAAGAGAAACUAGAAAAAUGUAAGUUCUUCUCCCUCAUCAGUGAUAGCGGCACGGACAGCGUCAUCGAGGACAUCAAAGUCAUUUAUGUGCAGUUUGCAUAUGAGGGCAAAGUCCAUUGUCAGAUUGUUGGAGUGCAGACUGUGGACAAAAUUGAUCCAGUAGCGAUAAAAAGUGCUAUUGAGAAAACACUCGAGAUAAAUCUUCAACUGAACCUGUCCAGCUCAGACUGGUCCAAAAAACUAGUUGGGUUUGGGAGUAAUAGCACAGCUGUCAUGGUUGGAGAGAACAAUAGCGUCGCCAGGCUUUUGAAAGAAAUCCAGCCAUGUGUGCAAACAGUCCACUGUUUUGCACAUCGGCUUGAAUUAACUUAUCAAGAAGCAUUGCAGGGCAUUGAGCUAUACAAUACUGUGAAUGAUCUUCUCCAGAAUGUGUAUUAUUUUUACCAUGAUUCACCUUCAAAUAAGAAUGCUCUAAUAGCCAUCUUUGGAGAUCUUAAAAUCCGCCCCGUGAUUCCCUCUCGAGUUGGCAGCAAUAGAUGGCUCCCUCAUCUACAGACAGCUCUCCAGGUCUUUCUCAAGGGACAUUCUGCAAUUGUCAAGCAAUUGAGAACAAUACCUGAAGACAGAAGUAUCUUGGAUCAUCAGAAAGCAACGGAGCUCCUACAAUUCCUUCUCCAAGCUGAGGUGGUCAGAUUUGCUCACUUUCUACUGGAUAUAAUCAAUGUCCUCAGCAUUUUGUCCCGAGUUAAUCAGGAUAGAAAUUCAUCAAUAGGAGAUGUAUUUGCAACCCUACAAUCAACACUAGGAACCCUCAGCAUGUAUAAAAGAAGACCAGGUCCAAAGGAACGUCUGACUGAGUUUGCCACACAUUUUCAUGGUAACCAACUUAUAGGAAAUGGAAAUAUUUCUGAAGUACGGAACACAGUCUUAACAAACCUCAUAAAGCAUCUUCGUGAUUGUUUCAGUGACGCCAACCAUGAUGUGGUGAGGGCAACCACUAUUGGAAGUUUCAAAUUAUGGCCUGGAAAGAUAGAUCAAGAGUUUGGUGAGAAAGAGAUAUCAAUUCUUACAAAGCAUUAUGAACCUGUGCUGGAGGGUGCCAAUGUGAAAAUUGAUGAAGUGGACACAGAAUGGAGCAUGAUGAAAUUUGAGAUUUAUAAUAGAUUUCAGAACAUCCGAAAGUUAACAUGGGAUUUUGUGAAUUCUAUCUACUCAAUCAAGUAUCCCAACAUAUUGACCCUUGUCGAUCUAGUGCUGACACUACCUGCAAGUUCAGCUGAGGCAGAACGUGGGUUCAGUCAGAUGAAACUAACCAAAUCACAAAUGCAUUUCAAAAUAAAGCCUGAGAGCAUGACAGACCUUUUAAUAAUUCAGCUGAAUUCUCCAGACAUCAACAAAUUUGACCCCAAGGAAGCCAUCCAACUAUGGAAUACCUCUUGGCAGAGAAUUACACCUCCACCAACUGACUAUAUGAUAACUCAGUCCGAUUGCUCCUCAAACUCAGAUAGCCUUUAUGAAAGUGAUUAACAUUGUGAGGGGGAAAAAAAAACUAAAAACAAAGCUUGAACUCCAUAGUUUUUCACACAGAGUAAAGAGGUCUUCAGAAAACUGUUAUAAAAUGACCCCAUAUUGGAAGUUAAAAGCAAAUAAUCAACUAAAUUUCAUCUAGAAGAAAUGGUAUCCAGAUCUACUUUAAGUACCUUACAACUAUGAAGGCAAUGUUGCUUAAGAUGCUUUUUGCUGAAAUCGCCUGGGUUUUUGUUGGACUUGGAGUCAGGCUCUGUGAAUUUGAAUUCUGCUCUAGUCACUUGCUAGCUCUGUUGCCAGAAUCUGUUUCCUCCUCUGUAAGAAGGAAAUAACAAUAUUUACACAUGGGUUCUUAUGAUAAUUUUGUGAAAGUCCCAGUACCUUGGCUAUGGAAUGGCUAUGUUGUGUAGUAAUGGAGAAAAAGUACUGUACAUGAAGAAAAAAGACCUGAGUUCAAAUUCUGUCUUGUUACCUACUACCUGUGUAACCCCUAAAUCCCCCUGAACUUAAAACUCCUGUUGAGCUUUAUUUUCCUCUUCUGUAAAAUGAGUGAGAUGUUGAAUUAGGUAUUUUCUGUAGACCUUUCCAGAAAAUCUUCUAAAGCUUCCUCUCAAGGGCUGUUGCAACCAGAGAUCAGCACAGAAAGGACUGAGCUUCCCCUUCACAAAGACAUCACAGAUUUACAGCAGAGUUCCAAUUAAGGGCAAAUUCUAAACAAAUGUGAUUUAGGUACUUAAUCUCCCAGGAUCUUAUUGUCAAGAGAAUUUCUAUUAUAUCCCGCUGUCAAAUUCACAAAUGCAUCUCUUUGGUUUUCCAUUAUCUUUAUGGAAAUCUUUUUUUGGUAUGCUCUAUGACAUGAAUUGUCUUUUUGAGCUCCCUGGAGGGAAAAACACAUGAAUUUAAAAUAUCAUUACUCUUCUAGGGGGAGGGAAAAGGAUUCAUGGGCUGCACUCAAAUGACCAUUCACUUCUGAGUGGUCUUGUUAAUAAUCAGAGGAAGAGAAGAUUAUCGUUUUUCCAUCCAAGAAAUUUCAAGUUGAGCAAGCAAUUUGAAUUCCUAAAAUUUAAAAGUUAUUUCACUUUUCCAAAAAGUAUCAGAAAAUAACAGAUUUAAGAAACUAAGACAAGUUGAUCAUUUAAAAUGUAGCAUCUCUGUUUCACUCUUUUCAUUUCUAAACCAAGAACAUCUAUGUGCUUUGGACCUAAAAAGACCCCUGAUUACCCAUAGGAUCCCUUCCUGGCUACCAAAGGUACUCUGUGAUGUAUUAUCAAUUAUUUUCUGUUGUAAUUAAUUCAAUUCUCCUUUUAUUUUUAAUGCAUGUGCAUGAAAAACAAUCAGCUCUUAAGGAUAGUGAUUUUAGCUGGGCAUAGGAGUACACAACUUUAGGAGGGCUAAAAAAAAAAAUAAGCAUGCUUUUCUUUCAUGUGGUAUGUGGAAAUGUUUAGCUAAUAAAUUUCUUCAUCAAGCAAAUACUUUUCAUUCUAAUAAUUUAAAAAUGAGAUCAAUUCCUUUAUCUGUGGAAAGCAAGUACAUUAUGAUACAUGGGAUUAGGUGAGGUUGAAGUGUCUACUUAGAACAUAAUAGUCAUUUGCAUGCAUGUAAGCCAUUCAACUAGGCCAAAGAAGCUAAACUCAAGUAACUUUCCAACAAUUAAAAAAAUCUAAGAAGGCAUAUGGAAUAUGGGAAUGGAUGCUCAAUACAUAAAACAUAGAAUGCGACUGAAUUCUUAAAAUACUGGCAUUUUUCACUUUUAAGAGAGCAACUUAAGAGGGAAUUUUUUAUCUUUUGUUUCAGAGAGGUUACAUAUUUAAAUAUUACAUAUUUCAAACAUAUAUUAAUCAUCCAUUUAAGUAUUUCUUAUAUUCUAGGGCAGGAAAAGAUCCAUGUAAUAUAAUU